AUGAAAGUUGAUAUUAAUUCAAAAACUUUCAAUGAUAUUUUUGAACAACUUACUACCAGGAAGUUUUAUCUGCAUCAGGUUGAAGUUUAUGUCAGCAAAGAUGGCGCGUUCUGGACGUUCGUUCAAGAUGAGUUAAAUGACGAACUUUCUUUAAUGUCUACAUUUGCAUAUACACAUAUCAAGUUUGUAACACAAACUGAAGAAAAAUUACCAAUUGAUAACACUUCAACUUUGGCAGCUGCAGCCCAUUUUAAUGCAUUUAACCGAAUUAUGCAAAGCUCUACACAGCAGCCUUCUUUACUAUCAUUAAAAAUGGAAAAUAAUCAAAAUAAUUUACUAUUUAAUGAUAUUAUAUGGUGUGCGUCACCUAUAAAUCACAAAAUCUGA
Molecule: messenger RNA, 387 nt
Organism: Rhizophagus irregularis DAOM 181602=DAOM 197198
Lineage: Eukaryota; Fungi; Glomeromycota; Glomeromycetes; Glomerales; Glomeraceae
Source: RefSeq, a predicted model, not a curated record